This is a messenger RNA of Clarias gariepinus (North African catfish), 2676 nucleotides long. RefSeq names its product diacylglycerol O-acyltransferase 2 (gene dgat2). The transcript is spliced from 9 exons. The record is from RefSeq and is a predicted model, not a curated record. Lineage: Eukaryota; Metazoa; Chordata; Actinopteri; Siluriformes; Clariidae. Gene Ontology annotation, molecular function: diacylglycerol O-acyltransferase activity. The coding region runs from base 201 to 1286 and encodes 361 amino acids. Gene Ontology annotation, biological process: triglyceride biosynthetic process. Gene Ontology annotation, cellular component: endoplasmic reticulum membrane.
AGAGAGAGAGGGGGAGAGUGUGGAGUGAACAAGGGACCAAGUGAGUGAGUGUAAAAAGGGGGCUGCUAAUUCAGGUCCUAACGUGAAGCACUGCGUCUCCGGGGUGUGUGGAUGGACUGAUCUGUGCUGAGGAGCUCCACGCCGUCCUUCUGCCUCACUCACUUUACUUACAGUUCUUGUGUCCACACGUCACCUGCAGGAUGAAGACGCUACUCGCAGCAUACUCAGGGGUCCAAAAGGGUUCAGGUUCUCGGUUCCUCUCCGCUCUGCAGGGUCUGCCCUCAGCCCCAUGGCUCUCCAAAUCCAAACUGGUGAAGCAGCUGCAGGCCAUCUCCGUCCUCCAGUUCAUCAUCACCUUCCUCGCUCUGGGCAUUGCUGCCACGGUCCUGCUGCUCUGCCUGCUGUUCACAGACUGGUGGGUACUCUCAGCUGUUUACAUCGCCUGGCUCAUCUUUGACUGGAACACACCCAAACAAGGUGGCCGCAGAUCAGCGUGGGUGAGGAGCUGGACUGUCUGGACGUACUUCAGAGAUUAUUUUCCUGUCCGACUCAUUAAGACCUAUAACCUUCCCCCCAACCGUAACUACAUCUUCGGCUACCAUCCUCACGGCAUCUUCUGCUUCGGAGCUUUCUGUAACUUCUCCACCGAGGCCACCGGGUUCUCCAAGAAAUUCCCGGGGAUCAAGCCGUCCCUCGCCACGCUGGCCGGAAACUUCCGCUUGCCCCUGCUCAGGGAUUAUUUAAUGUCUGGAGGUAUUUGUCCGGUGAAUCGUCACUCCAUCGAUUAUCUCCUGUCCUGUAACGGGACGGGGAACGCCGUGGUCAUCGUAGUGGGUGGAGCUGCUGAGUCUCUUAACUGCGCCCCGGGAGUGAACUCAGUCACGCUGAGAAACCGCAAAGGCUUCGUCAGACUCGCACUGCAGAAAGGAGCGGACCUGGUGCCCGUGUACUCAUUCGGGGAGAACGAGGCGUAUAAGCAGGUGAUAUUUGAAGAGGGUUCGAGGUGGCGCUGGGUUCAGAGGAAGCUGCAGAAGCUGCUCGGUUUCGCUCCAUGCAUCUUCCACGGCUGUGGGUUCUUCUCCACCAAGUCCUGGGGCUUCGUCCCGUACGGCAAACCCAUCAACACCGUCGUUGGAGAACCCAUCACGGUGCCCAAGCUGGAGGACCCGAGUCCAGACGUGGUGGAGAUGUACCACACCAUGUACAUCAACUCUCUCACCACGCUGUUCAAUAAGUACAAGACACGCUUCGGCCUGAAUGAGUCCGACGUCCUCCUCAUUCACUGAAGAAGAAGAAGAAGAAGAAGCGGAUGAUGAUGAAGGAGAAGAACAAAGAGAUAAAGGAGAAGGUGUUUUUCCUCAAAAACAGCCGAACCCAGAGAGUUUUUCCACCACGCAAACACACACCACUGAGACCAUCACGGCUGUGUUCCAUUCCAGUCCACUUCUCUUCUGCUUUGUCACUUCCUCCUGGCUCAGUCCCAAAACCCUCAAAACAUGUUUUCAAGGACAAACCCUUUAUUUUUGAUGGCAGAAUAAAUCACUGCUUCCCCAUGAGGCCCUUUCAGUAAUCCAUGGCCUUGAUUUGCAUAUUAGAUCCUGAUUGGCUGUUAGAUCUGAUGAUGUAGUAACUCAUUCUCCAAAUCAGAUUUCGCAAGAUCUGACAAAAAAAUGGUGCAAAACUCAGUACACACUCAGGUUCAGGGUCGUUCUCGUGCCUUAAUCGGCUCAAAUGGUUAUACAAGAUUUAUAGGAGUGUUAGAUUCUGUUUUGUUAUAUUAUUAUAUUAGCGUUAUAUGAGUGAUUGAGUCGCUGUAGACCUGACAGUGCCUGCGUAAUAAAGUCGUAUAAGAGGUAAAGAGCUAAAUCCAACAUGGCUUCCCACAGGGCAAAUAACACACUAUUAUAAUUCACGAUAUUACUGUAAUACACUACACAGUGAGCAUAAGUCAUGUAGUCAGACUGCUGCUCAAGUGCACUUUCAUGAGUAGUUUAGAUGAAAGACAUUAGAACAACACCGAUGGACAUCACUGAAGAUCAGGAGUGAAAUGUUUUGGGGUGAAUUCUUUUUCUCUCUGAUUGUAAAUCCAGGUUUAUUAGAUCUUUUAAGUUAUUAUUAUUAUUUUCCAUGUUUUUAAUGUUUUUAUUUUGCACAAGCAAUGCAAUGCAAUGUGAAAGACACAGCUGUAGCCGGAGACACAGACGGGACUGUGUUUAAGCAGGAGAAAGGAAACGAUUGUGUUUAUAAUCAGUGCACAGAUAGACAUGUGAAAUCAACAGAAAACUGAACUCAUUUCCUGGUGAAAGGAAACGGCAAAGUGAAGAUUAUCGUCCGCUGUAGAAGUCUGAUCAUAUCUGUGUACGGUCUGAAUCAAGAUGUCUAUGUGUAAUUGUCCAAAAGGGUGUCUAAUGUAUUAUUACAUGCUGAUAAAGUGUUAAUAAAUACAUACGGUAAAGUGUAUACACACACACAAACACACACAGGCUAAACAGAAAAACAAGUGAAAUGUAAAAGAGUGACUUUUACUGCAGAUCUGAUUUCAUGUAAUAAAACAUUGACUAUCUUUAUAAUUAUUGUAUUUUAUGUUAAAAUGUUAUAAAUAUGUAAAGUGUAAAGUUUAUCAAUUGUUUCUGUAAAUUGUUGUUCAGUAUUACACACACACACACACACACACAC